AUGUCGACAUUGUUUGGACAGAACAGUACUUCAAGUGGAACUACUGGGAAUCUAUUCAACCAGCCCCUUUCUAGUAUAAGUAACCAAACAUCUAAUAACAACAUUAACAACAAUCAACCAGCAUGGUUUCAGAACCCUAAAAAAAGAACAAUCCCUAACCAUUUGGUACCAAAACGAAAGCCCGGGUUUCAGAUAUUGUCGUCUUCGGCAUCCAAGAAGGAUACAGAUGAUAAAAAAGAUGCAUUGCGAUCUAAUAAUUCCAGUCAGUUUAACUUAUUAUCAUUUGGAACUUCUCAAAGAAAAGCAUUAACUUCAAGUGGGACGAUAGAUCGAAAUAAUAGUGUUGGAAGCUUGUAUGAUACUAGUGUAGGAGAUAUAAGCAAGUAUGAGAAAACACUCAAUGAUACAUUAACUGAUGAUUUUCCUUUGUAUAAUAAUGAUGAUGAUUUACCACCGUCAAGAUCUAUCUAUGACUUAAAUGACGAAGUGCUAAUUUCUCUCAAUAAGCCAGCUAAUCAGCAUGCGGAUGCAUUUAUUAAUAAGGACCCUAAAAAUUUUAAUAACGUAUUUAAUAGAGAUGAUACGUUGAAUAAUAGUUCUGAGCAAAAGAAUGAAGAAAGCCUCAAAUCUAAUCCUUUGCAGAAUGGAGAGUCUGCAAUAUUAAUAUUUGGGUAUCCCGAAAGUAUGGCUAAUCAAGUUAUUUCUUAUUUUCAGGAGUUUGGAACGAUUUUGGAAGAAUUUGAAAUCACUAAACAAAAGAAUACAUUAUUAAAGCAUUAUCAAACUAAUAAAGGUUCCAAUAAACAACAUCAAGUUGUUCCUAUUCUAAGUGGAAAAUCAUGGGUAAAAAUUACUUUUGAUAAUCCAUCAUCAGCAAUUGAUGCGUUGCAAGAAAAUGGAUGCGUGUUUAAUGGUGUUUUGCUUGGAGUCAUACCAUUUAGUAAGGACGCUAUAGAAAAAUUACAGAAGAGAAAGUUAGAAAAAGGGGAAGAUAUCGGAGGUGGAAUUGAAUAUCAAUUAAACUCUUUUGAUAAGUCGAAGAAAGGCGAUAAUGGGACAACUGGAGAUUCUAAUGAUAUUCAAGGUUCGUAUAUUACUAGAUUAGAUAUUAGAGACGGUUCUGGCUUGUUUUUACAACCAAAUUCAACAGAUCCUACGAAGUCAGAAGCGGAUAAGAAGAAAGAAGAGAACUUAGGAUUUGUAGGUAAAGUUUUCAGAUACUUUUUUGGUUUCAACGAAUUAUAA
Messenger RNA from Debaryomyces fabryi, 1245 nucleotides. RefSeq names its product FG-nucleoporin. Gene Ontology annotation, cellular component: nuclear membrane; nuclear pore nuclear basket; nuclear pore central transport channel. Gene Ontology annotation, biological process: NLS-bearing protein import into nucleus; nuclear pore organization; regulation of DNA-templated transcription. Gene Ontology annotation, molecular function: structural constituent of nuclear pore; single-stranded DNA binding; phospholipid binding. The coding region runs from base 1 to 1245 and encodes 414 amino acids. Lineage: Eukaryota; Fungi; Ascomycota; Pichiomycetes; Serinales; Debaryomycetaceae. The transcript has a single exon. The record is from RefSeq and is a predicted model, not a curated record.